Messenger RNA from Cervus elaphus (red deer), 993 nucleotides. Its product is annotated as olfactory receptor 1J4-like. The transcript has a single exon. The record is from RefSeq and is a predicted model, not a curated record. Gene Ontology annotation, biological process: G protein-coupled receptor signaling pathway. The coding region runs from base 1 to 993 and encodes 330 amino acids. Lineage: Eukaryota; Metazoa; Chordata; Mammalia; Artiodactyla; Cervidae. Gene Ontology annotation, molecular function: G protein-coupled receptor activity; olfactory receptor activity. Gene Ontology annotation, cellular component: membrane.
AUGUUCACUGACAUUUCCUACAUUCUCCACUUUUCAGCAGAAAUUAAGAAGAGAAUGAAGAGGGAGAACCAGAGCAGCAUGUCCGAGUUCCUCCUCCUGGGGCUCCCCAUCCUGCCAGAACAACAGGGCAUGUUCUUUGCCCUGUUCCUGGGCGUGUACCUGACCACACUGCUGGGGAAUCUACUCAUCCUCCUGCUCAUCAAGCUGGACCCUCGCCUCCACACCCCCAUGUACUUCUUCCUCAGCCACUUGGCCUUCACUGAUGUCUCCUUUUCAUCUGUUACUAUCCCUAGGAUGCUGAUAAGCAUGCAUAUUCAGCAACAAUCCAUCCCCUAUGUGGAGUGCAUUUCCCAGAUGUAUUUUUUCAUACUUUUUGGCUGUCUUGACAACUUCCUUCUCGCAGUGAUGGCAUAUGACAGGUACGUGGCCAUAUGUCAGCCACUUUACUACAUCACUGUCAUGAGGCAGGAGCUGUGUAUCUCACUAGUAGCUGUGUCCUGGUUCUUCUGCUGUAUCCAUGCCCUGUUGCACACCCUCCUCUUGGUCCAACUAUCCUUCUCUGCUGAAAAUACCAUCCCCAACUUCUUCUGUGACCUCCCUGCCCUCCUGAAGAUGAGCUGCUCAGACAUUUCCAUCAAUGAGCUGGUCAUCUUUACCGAAGGAGGAAUGCUGUUCAUCUUGCCUCUGAGUAUCAUCUUGGGCUCAUAUGUUCGUAUAGGGACCAUCGUCCUGAGGGGCCCCUCCACUAAGAGACUCUUUAAAGCCUUCUCCACUUGUGGCUCUCAUCUCUUUGUGGUAUCUUUGUACUAUGGAACACUUGCUGGGGUUUACUUUUUCUCCUCAUUAUGGGACUCCAAUGACAAAUAUAUAAUUGCUUCAGUCAUAUAUGCAGUAGUUACUCCCAUGCUGAACCCCUUUAUCUACAGCCUCAGAAACAGAGACAUAAAACAAGCCCUAGAGAUAUUUCUCAAUAGGGCUAACUUCCUGAAAUGA